UCACAUUCAUAAUCAUAACAAAAAUAUUUCUUUUUUCUCAACUAGACCUAAAACAAAAUGGGGUUGUUCAACAUUCCAUUAUUACUCGUUUGUCUCAUCGUAUUGGCCAUAUUUCACUCUUGUCACGCCCAAAAUUCACCUCAAGACUAUCUUGCGGUUCACAACAACGCCCGUGCCCAAGUCGGAGUCGGGCCUAUGUCGUGGGAUGCAGGCUUGGCAUCUCGAGCACAAAACUAUGCCAACUCAAGAACUGGUGAUUGCAACUUGAUUCAUUCAGGUGCAGGGGAGAACCUUGCCAAGGGCGGUGGCGAUUACACGGGGAGGCGUGCCGUGGAGUUGUGGGUGUCUGAGAAGCCUAACUAUAACCAUGCUACCAACCAAUGCGCUGGAGGCGAGUGCAGACACUAUACUCAAGUGGUCUGGCGCAACUCAGUUCGACUAGGUUGUGGUCGGGCUCGUUGCAACAAUGGGUGGUGGUUCAUUUCUUGCAACUAUGAUCCUGUAGGCAACUGGGUCGGACAACGUCCUUACUAAACUUUGUUACUUAUGGCAUGUUAUUCCCAUAUUAAGCUUGACAAGUGGAUCAGGUCGAUCUCUGUCUAAGAUGUUAAGGGAUUAAAUGCACGUCUAUAAUUAUUAUUACCUUUGAUGUUGCUUGUAUAAAUAAUUCCACGUACCAUAUGUUCAUGGUAUAGUGGACAUAAGUUGAUAAUUAAGUAUUGCACCUUCUUGUUUCCAUAAAACAUGAAUACUUAUAUAAUUUUUUCC
This is a messenger RNA of Capsicum annuum, 768 nucleotides long. RefSeq names its product pathogenesis-related leaf protein 6. Bases 58 to 534 code for a protein of 158 amino acids. NCBI's taxonomy places the organism in Eukaryota, Viridiplantae, Streptophyta, Magnoliopsida, Solanales, Solanaceae. The record is from RefSeq and is a predicted model, not a curated record. Gene Ontology annotation, cellular component: extracellular region. The transcript has a single exon.